Molecule: messenger RNA, 2595 nt
Organism: Anopheles marshallii
Lineage: Eukaryota; Metazoa; Arthropoda; Insecta; Diptera; Culicidae
Gene: Trc8
Product: protein TRC8 homolog
Exons: 7
Coding region: 1-2595 (864 amino acids)
Biological process (GO): ERAD pathway
Cellular component (GO): endoplasmic reticulum; endomembrane system
Molecular function (GO): ubiquitin protein ligase activity
Source: RefSeq, a predicted model, not a curated record
AUGUCCGUGGUUCGAACGAAGGUCCUCGGCCUGGUGGACGUAAUUAUGCGCGUUCCCAGCCUGUUCAUUAUCGAUGAAAUUCUCAAAAUGGGUAUGGGCGUGCCGAUGGCCCAACACGCAGGCCAGCUCCCGAACAGUACCGCCAUCAAUCUGGAACCACCCGUAGCCGCAAUGCUCCCGGAAGACGAUCGAGGAAUGCAGGACAGCAUCGAGGUGUACAAAUUCAUCUCGUUCGCAGUGUUCAAGUUUCUCUUCUGUCUAUUCGGUGCCAUCAGUGCAGCUUGUGUAUUCAUGCUAUGGACCCGGCAUUUAGUCAUCGUGUACAUGUACAUCGUUUCCGUGGGAUUGAUCUUCCUGUCCUAUUGGAGCAAUGUAUCCGCCCUGUCGGUUAUAUCUGACAGUCCGAGUUUGCUGGAGGAUGUCCUGUCGCUCAAUAUGGAACGCUUGCUCGAUCCUGGAGGUGUUCUGAUCUCAAUACUGCCACACCUACUUGCCCAAUGGUUGAUGGGUGUCAUCUUCGCCUAUAUUCAUUUGGGACCACGGCACAAAAUCAUUCAAAAGGCGCUGCCGUUCAGUUUCUUAAUGCCACUGCUGCUUGCGAUGUUGCCACUGCCGACGUUAGUCCUUAAACAUUCCCCCGCUUUUGCCGCCAUCUUGCCGCUUGUGCUGUCUAAAAUCGCGCUCUGGAGCUCCUCGUUUGAUGUAGUGAAAACGAUCCUCAGUGGCUAUCAGCAUGCCCGCAACUUUGCCAGCAAUUUCGGCAUUGCGACACUGAUCGAGAACGAAUGGCAACGGUUGAACGUACCGUGCGUUUUGCGCGUGUUUUGGACCAUCCGUCUGCUGGAGCAUCUCAUCAGCUUGCUAAUGUCGUCCGAGGCUCCACUGCGCUUUGCUGCUACGGUGCAGAGCGUGCUGGUCAGUGGGUGCGAAACGCUGACAGCCGUCCUCGGCAUGACCAGCAUAAUUUCACUGAUAUGCCACUAUAUAGGCAAGAUGUUUCAACUGUUCCUGCUCUCGGAGGAUUACGAUGAGGAUAAAUCGAUCGGUACAGUGUCGGCGAUACUUUUCUACAUUUUGGCUCUCCAAACUGGGCUCACUUCGCUGUCACCGGACAAACGCAUUAUUCGAUUGUGUCGCAAUAUGUGCCUGUUGGUGACGGCUUUAUUGCACUUUUUGCACAACAUUGUUGCACCCAUACUAAUGUCACUGAGUGCUGCCCGUAAUCCGUCACGCAAGCGUCACGCACGGGCAUUAAUAGUGUGUGCUUUCCUUCUUAUUGCGCCCGGAUCGUUGCUGGCCGUACUCUGGGCGAGUCACUCACCCUCCACAUGGUUGUUGGCCGUGACAGCUUUCUCAGUUGAAGUGAUUGUGAAGGUUCUCGUCAGUUUGGCAACGUACACGCUCUUCCUGCUGGAUGCAAGGCGACAGACAUUCUGGGAGAAGCUGGAUGAUUACGUUUACUACAUACGAGCGUUUGGAAAUUCAGUAGAAUUCUGCUUCGGAAUAUUCCUGUUUUUCAACGGAGCCUGGAUAUUGAUUUUCGAAUCCGAAAUGAUUCCUAUAGGCGGUGCCAUACGCGCACUAAUGAUGGGUAUCCAUGCGUACUUCAACAUCUGGUGCGAGGCUCGUGCUGGGUGGGUAGUGUUUAUGAAGCGUCGGACAGCGGUACAUAAAAUUUCCUCCCUGCCGGAAGCGACCACCGUUCAACUGCACCAAUUUGAUGACGUAUGCGCCAUUUGUUACCAGGAUAUGACAUCGGCGAAGAUCACGCGAUGCAAUCACUACUUCCAUGGUGUUUGUCUACGGAAGUGGUUGUACGUGCAGGAUCGUUGCCCACUCUGUCACGAGAUUAUCAUGAACCAGGAUGGCAAUGCAGGAGACGACAGUACGGAGGUGCCAGCGAACAACUUGGAUAAUGCAAGAGCCCAAGCACGUGUCGGUGGCAGACCGGGGAAUGAAACCACUAACCGUCAACAAAGUGUUGGACAAGCUAGUAGCCUACACAGUUCCGACCAGACAGAUGCGCUCAAUCAACCGUUGUUCGACGAUACGUUCUUGGAGGAACAAAUAACCAAUCACAUACGAGCUAGUGCCAGUAGAUUAGGUGAAAAUACAAUCGAUUUACACGAUGCACAAAUGGAAGCGGUACCUCUGUCGAGAAGAUCCACUCUCCAGGAACCAACCGCUGAUGGGCAGAUGGGUAGCCAUGAACAUCGAUUCGUCCGAUUACUUGGUGGCAUUUCGACUGUUCAUGCAACAGAUGCAUCAGAAGUGGGACAAUCCGAUAGCGGUUUGCGAACGCCACUGUCAGAGAAUGGCGUUGGGCUUGUUGCAACCGAUGGCAUACAUCCUAGCGAAAGUGGGAGCAGCUACGCUAGCACAUCGGAAAGCAUCAGUAGCAUCACGGAAGAUACCGGCGGUACCAGUACCAGUAGUGGCAGCAGCACCGGAAGUGGCACCUUGUCAACGCUGUCAAACAGUUCACUGGUGUCGGCUGCUGCUAUUUCCUUUAACCUACGGAGGCACCACGUUCUUUUACAGCAGCAGCAGCAGCAGCAGCAACUGCAACAGCAGCCAAACGCACCAAGAGAAUAA